AUGAAGCACUUGCGGCAGAUUUUUGUCCUGUGGGUCUUCUGGGUGCUCCUCUUGUGGCUGAUGGCCCCGUGUCUGGAUCCUAGACCUGAAUCGGCCCCCCAGGAGAAACUGAUGGCCUUGGUACCACUGCAUUGCAACUGCCCUUGGCUCAAACUCAGGACAAGUGGCUGCCCAUCUGAGAUGCUAAACUCCUCCCUCCGGCACCACAGAGUUGGAGAGGGGAACGGGUUUGCUGCAUGCUAUGGGAAGACCGUGGAGUACCUGACUGGGGCGACAGAGUCCCUGACCCCUGUGCUCUGGUGGUUGGGCAUGAACUCAGCAAGUGGGCUUGGCCAAAUGUGGGAGAAGCUGUUCAAGGUGAUUCCCAGGCCCUCAGUGAGCCAUUUCCAUCUCUACUGUGGGACCUGUGCUUUGGUGGGGUACCCCACGACCCUGCGGGCCUCUGGCCUCAGCCACAACGUCAACCAGUGCACCGCAGCCUUCAGGAUGAGCCAGGGCCAUGCCCAGGGCUUUGAGACAGCGGGGAACCAAACCACAAGACGCUUCGUCUAUCCCUGGAACGCCAGCAUCCGGGGCUCCUGGAGACAGCUGGUGCUGCUGCUGCUGAAGCUUUCUGGUCUGGCGUGGACUUCAGAUGCCCCGAGUGAGGAGGUGAUGAUUCUGGAAGGUGGUCCUGUUCCCUAG
This is a messenger RNA of Leptonychotes weddellii (Weddell seal), 684 nucleotides long. The record is from RefSeq and is a predicted model, not a curated record. Lineage: Eukaryota; Metazoa; Chordata; Mammalia; Carnivora; Phocidae.